This is a messenger RNA of Bipolaris sorokiniana ND90Pr, 1959 nucleotides long. RefSeq lists its product as uncharacterized. Gene Ontology annotation, molecular function: histone deacetylase activity. The coding region runs from base 1 to 1959 and encodes 652 amino acids. NCBI's taxonomy places the organism in Eukaryota, Fungi, Ascomycota, Dothideomycetes, Pleosporales, Pleosporaceae. The transcript has 2 exons. The record is from RefSeq and is a predicted model, not a curated record.
AUGCAGCAGUGCGGCCAAUCAGACAACAGCGCCGAAGACGAUUCAGUCGUUUCAUCGACGGAUAGUGAAGAUGGCGACGACGACACCUACAACAACAACUACGACGAUAACAGCGACCAAGACAGCGACUACAUCCCAGAAAAAGAUACUCCAUCGUAUAGCAGCUCAGCAUUCACCACAAAUCCUGCUGAGCAAACGCCUCAUACACUUCUAAACGGGCCACAGUGGCAACUGGCCAACCCUGAGGCGCGGCGUGCAGCAAAAGUAGACUACCGUCUGAAGAAGCCUGGGAAACCAAAAACAACAAGCACAGCUAAGAAACAGGAGCGAAAAUCCAACGACGACUGCAACCGUUGGAUCUGGGAGAGUGCUCCGAAACCACGCAUCAUAGCCGAAUUUGACCACACCGUCCUUGGCAGUGCAUCUCAACCAUUAAGCAAUAUGCGGACUCCAGGCUAUAUCCCGUCCAACGGACCUGCCAACAACAUCGUGCAGGAAUACUUAUCCCCAGAUGAUGCCUACCCAGCAAGCUUCCAGGACUUCAAGGCGAUGACGGAUGCUGAGAAGAUUGAGGUAAUCGCUCGUGAGGCUGAAGAACAUGGGCUGGAGCGACCCAAAGGAUGGAAUGUCUCGUUUCACUAUAACCCACAUGUGGAGUAUCAUCACUUUGGCAGCUCGCAUCCCAUGAAACCAUGGCGACUGACGCUCACCAAACAACUUGUACUCGCAUAUGGACUAGAGUACACUAUGGAUCUUUUCGAGCCACGGCCGGCAAACUUCAAUGAACUGGCCAUUUUCCAUGACCGCGAGUAUCUAUCGUACCUCAGCAAAAUUACACCGCAGAAUGCACAGCCCGAUGACCCACAGUACAUCACGUAUGGAUUUGGUGGAGAGUCUAAUGACUGUCCAGUAUUUGAUGGCCUCUGGAACUACGUGUCCCUCUACACUGGUGCUACCUGCAGCGCGACGUGGAAUUUGCUCAACAGCCGGUCUGACAUUGCAAUUAAUUGGUCAGGCGGGCUGCAUCAUGCCAAGAAGAAUCUGGCCUCGGGAUUCUGCUACGUCAAUGAUAUUGUCAUAGCCAUCCAACUAUUGCUAUCACAUCACCAGCGGGUGCUGUACAUUGACAUUGACGUUCACCAUGGCGACGGUGUGGAACAGGCAUUCGAGUCAACCGACAGAGUAUUCACACUUUCAUAUCACAAGUAUGGCAUUGACAAGCACGGUUAUCCGUUCUUCCCAGGCACGGGGAACAUUGACGAGACGGGCCCGACGGAUGCCCGAAACCCCGGCAAGGCUCACAGCCUGAACAUUCCGAUUGAUGACGGCAUCGAUGAUGAGCAGUACAAGUGGCUGUUUAAGACUGUUACGAGCGCAGUAAUUGAAAAGUACAACCCAACGGCAAUUGUGCUGCAAUCCGGCGCCGACUCUCUGGGCGGAGAUCGGCUUGGCCGGUUCAAUCUCAACAUCAAAGCUCAUGGCUUUUGCGUGGAGACAGUCAAGGCAUAUGGCCGCCCGUUGCUCAUCAUAGGCGGGGGUGGGUAUACGCCACGCAACGUCGCUCGGACGUGGUGUCAUGAAACUUCGGUGUGCGUUGGUGCGCAAUUGCACAACGAGCUUCCAGCCCAUGUGCCAUACCUACAAGCAUUCCAAGGGGCAGAGAACGGCGACGGGGUGCUAUAUCCAGACCUACACAACAUCAAACGGCACGAGAACCUCAACUCUCAGGCCAAGCUGCACAAGCUUAUUGAGCAAGCGCUUGAGAAUUUGAGAUAUCUAGAGGGAGCGCCUAGCGUGACGGUGGACACACGAGGGAUUUCGCUCGAGGAGAUUAUGAAGGUUCGGGAGAUGAUUGACCAGGAGCUGGAGGAUGAGGCGGAGGAUCGGGCGAGGCUGACUGUAGAGAACAGCAGGCGGAAGAAGGAGAGAAAUGUCGGGGGUCGAAACGAGCGGAGGUAG